CGUGGAUGUGAUAAGUCAAAGUACAAAAAAUAGGCUGCAUAUUCAGACGAUAUUGGACGCAUAAUUCAUCUCUAUUUGGCAAGUUUUCCAGUGGUAAAUUUUUAUUGCAAAGCAGCGGAAGUGGCGAAGCAGCAUGAAUAUUACGGACCUUGGUUUUGACUGCCUCGUGCAAUGUUUCUGGCAUUUGAGCAUUGAGGACCUUCUAAACGUUUUCGAUGCACAUUGGGCGUUAAAGCCUGCCGCUCGACACGUAUUCAAACGGACGCAUGGACAUAAAAUGAUUCGUUUUGAUCAAAUAUUCAAAUGUGACUAUCUGCGCUACCUACGAUACCUUGGCCUUUUCCGGUUCUCGGACAAAAUGGUGAGUAUCUACCAAUUGAAAUUGUGCUUCCAAUUUUUGCGUUGUUUUGGUGACUUAGUUCAUGACAUCGACUUCAUUUUCUGUUACGGAAAACGUCAUGAACUCAUACCUCGUCAAUGGGAGCAUAUAUUUGUCCAUCAAUUAAAUAAAUUUUGUUGUGGGACUUUGACCCAAAUCAGAUUUGACGGGAGUUUGGUGAAUUACAAAAAUUCGGAUCUGAACGUACUGACAAAACCGUUUGUAAGGGUGGAAAGACUGAAGAGCCAAAUUUUUUUCCCACCUCAAUUUAAACUUAAUGUUUUAUUCCCAAAGCUACGUGAACUAGAAUUGUUAAACAUUAAGUAUGAUCCGGCUACGUACGACGGAGACGUAUUUCUGAACAACGACUUCAUGGCAAAUCGUUUCCCUUACCUGGAACAUUUGACGAUUAACUUAGAGCCGAGAUACAGAUACGAAAAAGAGAAUUUUGCCAUCGCCGUGCGUUUAAGUCCGAAUAUCAAAGCUUUAAAGGGCAACAUAUGGUUUGAAGUAUUGUUCAAACCGAAUCUCUUUGUUCCCCUUUGGAAUGCAGACAGACAUUUUCAAAUUCUGGAAAACCUCGAUCUUGUCGUGAAUCUUCACUUUAAGCCUCGAUUGACUGAGAUUCUCACGACAACAGCCAGCCAAUAUUUACAUUUCAAAAAUCUCAAAGAGCUAAGAAUUCUAUUUUGCGAUCAAUCCAUUGAUGACACAGUUACUGAAUGGAAAUUUCCGUUUAUCUGCGAGAAGCUAGAAUCAUUGACCCUUCUUUCUUCGCACGGUCGACUCAAACAAUUUUCCAAUAUAUUGAACAAACAUCCAACGGUGAAAAAACUCGAGAUUAAAUACUAUGGUAUGGCAAUGACUGCCGAUGAAUGCUCAACAAUUUCGAAAGCGUUCCCAUUGCUGGAGGAGAUUAUUUUCAAAACGCUGCCCGAGGAUAUCGGAGGAGCUAUUAACAUGUUUGGUUCAUUGAAAUGUUUCAAAUAUUAUACGACUCCAACAGACAGUUAUUUUGUUGCUGGUCACAUCUUACGUACGCUUACUGGCUGGUCAGUUUCGAAUAUAAUAUUAGAUCCUAGGACAGAUACUCACCGAUUAAUUCAAGGGCAACGUAACAAUUGAAACGGUUAACGGAACACGUAUGUUCGGCUCAAAUACAAUUACUGUUAAUCAUUUAAAUGUUUCAUCCAAGGUUCUGAAAGAACAGGUUAAGACACUUCUGAUAUGAUCACGUAGGCUGUGACACACAAAUAAAUAGAUGCUCUUUAUUGAACAGACCCAUUACGGAUUGUUUGAAAUGUAAACUUGAUAAAAACAAUUUUUUCUUCAAGUUGACA
This is a messenger RNA of Bradysia coprophila, 1719 nucleotides long. RefSeq lists its product as uncharacterized. The record is from RefSeq and is a predicted model, not a curated record. NCBI's taxonomy places the organism in Eukaryota, Metazoa, Arthropoda, Insecta, Diptera, Sciaridae.